UAACAACUGUAAGGGAACUUGCAUUUAUUUUAUAAAUUGCAAUCAUUUUUCCUAUAAAAUCUGAUGUCUGCAGCUGGAAAAUCAGGGGCAUAUGGAGCAAUGUUGGAAGAAGACACAGAUCAAACUUAUGAGAAUGUCCUGGCUGAGAUUCAAUCUUUUGAGUUGCCCAUUGAAGCUACUCUAAGGUCGGUAUAUGAUGACCAACCAAAUUCACACAAGAAGUUCAUGGAAAAGUUAGAUGCUUGUAUCCGUAAUCAUGACAAGGAAAUUGAAAAGAUGUGUAAUUUUCAUCAUCAGGGUUUUGUAGAUGCUAUUACAGAACUCCUUAAAGUAAGGACUGAUGCAGAAAAACUGAAGGUGCAAGUUACUGAUACCAACCGAAGGUUUCAAGAUGCUGGAAAAGAGGUGAUAGUCCAAACAGAAGAUAUUAUUCGAUGUAGAAUUCAGCAGAGGAAUAUUACAACUGUAGUAGAAAAAUUGCAGUUAUGUCUUCCAGUUCUGGAAAUGUACAGUAAACUAAAAGAACAGAUGAGUGCAAAAAGGUAUUAUUCUGCCCUAAAAACUAUGGAACAGUUAGAGAAUGUAUACUUUCCCCGGGUUAGUCAAUACCGGUUUUGUCAGCUAAUGAUAGAAAAUCUUCCUAAACUUCGUGAGGAUAUUAAGGAAAUUUCCAUGUCUGAUCUCAAAGACUUUUUGGAAAGCAUUCGAAAACAUUCUGACAAAAUAGGUGAAACAGCAAUGAAACAGGCACAACAGCAGAAAGCUUUUAGUGUUGCUCUGCAGAAGCAAAAUAAUGUGAAAUUUGGGAAGAAUAUGUAUAUAAAUCAUGAUAGAAUUCCAGAAGAAAAGAGUGAAAUUGUAUUGAGACAUGCACUUGAGGAAGAGGAUGAGAAUGAAGAGGAGGUCUUAACUGUUCAGGAUCUUGUUGAUUUUUCUCCUGUUUACCGAUGUUUACACAUUUAUUCUGUUUUGGGUGAUGAAGAAACAUUUGAAAAUUACUACCGAAAACAGAGAAAGAAACAAGCAAGACUGGUAUUACAACCCCAAUCAAGUAUGCAUGAAACAGUUGAUGGCUAUAGAAGAUAUUUCACUCAAAUUGUAGGGUUCUUUGUUGUGGAAGAUCACAUUUUACAUGUGACUCAAGGAUUAGUAACCAGGGCAUACACUGAUGAACUUUGGAACAUGGCCCUCUCAAAGAUAAUUGCUGUCCUUAGAGCUCAUUCAUCUUAUUGCACUGAUCCUGAUCUUGUUCUGGAACUGAAGAAUCUCAUUGUAAUUUUUGCAGACACUUUGCAGGGUUAUGGUUUUCCAGUGAACCGACUUUUUGACCUUUUAUUUGAAAUAAGAGAUCAAUACAAUGAAACACUGCUUAAGAAAUGGGCUGGAGUAUUCAGGGACAUUUUUGAAGAAGAUAAUUAUAGCCCCAUCCCUAUUGUCAGUGAAGAAGAGUAUAGAAUAGUCACCAGCAAGUUUCCUUUUCAAGAUCCGGACCUUGAAAAGCAAUCUUUCCCCAAAAAAUUCCCCAUGUCUCAGUCAGUGCCUCAUAUAUACAUUCAAGUUAAAGAAUUUAUUUAUGCCAGCCUUAAAUUUUCAGAGUCACUACACCGGAGUUCAACAGAAAUAGAUGAUAUGCUUAGGAAAUCAACAAAUCUGCUGCUGACCAGAACUUUGAGUAGCUGUUUACUGAACCUUAUUAGAAAGCCUCAUAUAGGUCUGACAGAGCUUGUGCAAAUCAUCAUAAACACAACACAUCUGGAACAAGCUUGUAAAUACCUUGAGGACUUUAUAACUAACAUUACAAAUAUUUCUCAAGAAACUGUUCAUACCACAAGACUUUAUGGACUUUCUACUUUUAAGGAUGCUCGACAUGCUGCAGAAGGAGAAAUAUAUACCAAACUUAAUCAAAAAAUAGAUGAAUUUGUUCAGCUUGCUGAUUAUGACUGGACAAUGUCUGAACCAGAUGGAAGAGCUAGUGGUUAUUUAAUGGAUCUUAUUAAUUUUUUGAGAAGUAUCUUUCAAGUGUUUACACAUUUGCCUACCAACAAUGAUUAUGCAGCCAUGUCGGGGAAAGUUGCCCAGACAGCUUGCAUGUCAGCCUGCCAGCAUCUGUCAACAUCCUUGAUGCAAAUGCUACUGGAUAGUGAGUUAAAACAGAUAAGCAUGGGAGCUGUUCAGCAAUUUAACUUGGAUGUCAUACAGUGUGAAUUGUUUGCCAGCUCUGAGCCUGUGCCAGGAUUUCAGGGGGAUACCCUACAACUAGCAUUUAUUGACCUCAGACAACUUCUUGACCUGUUUAUGGUUUGGGAUUGGUCUACUUACCUAGCUGAUUAUGGACAACCAGCUUCAAAGUACCUUCGGGUGAAUCCGAACACAGCCCUUACUCUUUUGGAGAAGAUGAAGGAUACUAGCAAAAAGAACAAUAUAUUUGCUCAAUUCAGGAAGAAUGAUCGAGACAAACAGAAGUUGAUAGAGACAGUUGUGAAACAGCUAAGAAGUUUGGUGAAUGGUAUGUCCCAGCACACAUAGAUUUCACAUUGUUUAUACUCAGUGACACUAAUCUGUGACUGAGCAUUGAUCUCUAACAAGCACAGGUCAUGAUAUAAUAAUUUGUUUACAGAAUUCAAAAAAUACAGUAGAGAAAAUAUACUAAUGAGGGCUUAAAUAAGAAAUAGUUAUAAAUAUCAUUUGUAUGGAUUUUUAAAAAUUGAAUACUAUUUUAUAUAUGAAAAAUGUGAUUAAUUUUUUCAGUGUUGGGGGAAUAGGUAAAACUGUAAUAUAUAAAUUAUCAAAAAUUGUAUAUAAAACUGAUUGCAAAUGCAUUAGAAAAAUGUAUGCCUCUACUUAACAAGUUUUUUUUUUUUUCUUAUUUAAACUUGUGACCUUUGUGUUUUUUCUUCAGUAUAUGGUUUUGGAAUGCAAUCAUAUCUAAUGUGGGAAUAUUUCACUGUCAUUUUCUGACUAUUUUCAUCUUGAUGUGAUUUAAGUAGACUAAGCUUUUCAUUCUGCUGAUUCUGAGGGGAAAAUACACAAAUCUUUAAAGUAUCCUGAAAUCAAACUUAGUAAAGAAUGUGAAUUAUGUUCUACUUGGGUGCUUUAAUUCAAUCCUUCUGAAUAUGAAGGCAAGUUUGGAUUUUCUAAAGAUGUAGUGUUGUUUCUGUUCAUCAGAGUUAAUAUUUCUAUUUAUUUGUAGUUGAUUCCAUUCUAGAAUUGGUUUGGUUUGGUUUAAAUUAAAAGAUAGGACAGUUAACUGGGGUUAACCACAUUAGGUGCAGCUUGAAACUAGGAUAGAUAUGUUUUUUUCUACACACAGAAAUGAGCACAGGGGUCAGGUUACUUUAAAUAGCAAAUCUCAGUACUGUAUCUUCACUGUGCAAACAGACCAAAUCAACUGAACUCUGGAAACAAAACAACUGUACAUUUUCCUUUGUGUAAGUCACUGAUAUCCAAAUAGUAGUGUAAAUCUGCUCCUUAUUUUUCUCUUGGUUGUAUUUAUGCUGAAUACUUGCUUUGCAUUUUUGGUAUUUAUACCUGUAAGAAACUAUACCUGACUGUAAAAUAAGUGUCAAGAACUAUAUUUACAUCUCUUGAUUUUGUGGUGAAAUAUUAAAAAGAUUGAACAAGU
Messenger RNA from Sciurus carolinensis (gray squirrel), 3622 nucleotides. RefSeq names its product exocyst complex component 6 (gene Exoc6). The record is from RefSeq and is a predicted model, not a curated record. Lineage: Eukaryota; Metazoa; Chordata; Mammalia; Rodentia; Sciuridae. The transcript has 23 exons. Gene Ontology annotation, biological process: intracellular protein transport; exocytosis; Golgi to plasma membrane transport. Gene Ontology annotation, cellular component: exocyst; membrane. The coding region runs from base 64 to 2526 and encodes 820 amino acids.